UUGACGAGAAAAAGAAUGAGCUCGAUCAUUUUCCGCGUCUGUAAUUUUCCCGCCAAUUCAAAAAGCACAAUACGAGCGUUGGCGCCAAUACACAAAGCAUAUCACUCUCGUCGUCUGAGCGCUAGCGGCAUUCCGUCGGAAAAGGAGAGAAAAAUGGGUUCAACACCGAAGACCGCUACCAAGAAAAACAAAACCCUAUUCGAUCUCUUCCCACCUGCCACCGCUCCCUCCUCCAAACGCUUCAAAUCCGAUUCCACCGCCAGUGCCACCCACUCUUUCUCGUCCCCCACCAACAAUGACUCCUCCUCCGCCGCCUCCACAGACCUCACCGCCCAGCAGAAGUCACGCAUCGAAUUCCAAAAGCUGCUCGCCAAAGCCAGACGCAACCUCUCCAUCUGCUCCAACAGAGUCUCCCAUUCCAAGUCCAAAGGCGAAGGAGUGAAACUGGAGGAGCUGUUGGUGGAGGGGACGUGGCUGGAAGCGUUGCCGUCGGAGCUUCAGAAACCCUACGCCAAGACCCUCUCCAAGUUCGUUGAGAGUGAGCUCUGCGGCAGCGUUCCCAUAUAUCCGCCUACUCACUUGAUCUUCAACGCCCUCAACUCCACCUCUUUCGACAGGGUCAAGGCUGUCAUCCUGGGUCAGGACCCGUAUCACGGUCCGGGUCAAGCCAUGGGUCUCUCUUUCUCUGUUCCUGAGGGUGUCAAGGUCCCCUCUAGUCUGGUUAAUAUAUUCAAGGAACUGAACAAAGAUCUUGGCUGUUCAAUUCCAUCUCAUGGCAAUCUUGAAAAAUGGGCUGUUCAGGGUGUUCUCUUGCUCAAUGCUGUUCUCACUGUUAGGAAUCAUCAGGCUAACUCUCAUGCAAAGAAAGGAUGGGAGCAAUUUACUGAUGCUGUUAUCAAAACAAUUUCACAAAAGAGGGACGGAGUUGUUUUUCUUUUGUGGGGAAACUCUGCUCAGCAGAAAAUCAGGUUGAUUGAUGAGUCAAAGCAUCACAUUCUCAAAGCGGCACAUCCUUCUGGUUUGUCAGCAAACAGGGGCUUCUUUGGCUGCAGGCAUUUUUCUCGCACGAACCAGCUUCUGGAGGAGAUGGGCAUUCCUCCCAUAGACUGGCAACUUUGAUUUACAAAAGCAUCUCAGCAGCGAGCAGCACUUAAUUGUAACUUAUUUUGUAUCUAUGAAGUUCAUGCAUGACGACCUUUGGGACUUCUUCAGACGUUGAUAUAUUAGUCGAAUUGUACAGAAUAGAGAAACCUUUUGGUAGUUCUAAGUUUCUCACUCACUAUCUGAGUAGUGUUGCCCCCUACGCUAUUCAUUUUGUCCGAGAUGGUCGAUUAUUUUGUGUUCUUUUGAAUGUCUACUCUUUCGUGGUAACAGAGAAUUCCUUUCCCUUCAAUUAGGUUGUACUUGUACGAAACAAUUGGCAGUUCCUUCAUUUCUCCUA
This is a messenger RNA of Pyrus x bretschneideri (Chinese white pear), 1441 nucleotides long. Its product is annotated as uracil-DNA glycosylase, mitochondrial. The record is from RefSeq and is a predicted model, not a curated record. Gene Ontology annotation, cellular component: mitochondrion; nucleus. NCBI's taxonomy places the organism in Eukaryota, Viridiplantae, Streptophyta, Magnoliopsida, Rosales, Rosaceae. Gene Ontology annotation, molecular function: uracil DNA N-glycosylase activity. Gene Ontology annotation, biological process: base-excision repair; base-excision repair, AP site formation via deaminated base removal.